AUGUAUCCCUUAAACUUACGCUCACCAUUUUCUUCAAAAAUAUAUGUGAAUUCCACAAAAGGAAGAGCUGCCAUUGGUUUAAAUACUGUGAACAAACGAGGGAACUUUGGAACAUGUAGUAUUGGUGAAAAUACUGGCAUUGUUAAAUUCUAUUCAAAUGAUAUUAGUAUGCAUUUAAAACAUAUUGAAAAAUAUGAAACACGAAAACUUUAUUUGAACAGUUUACAAUCACUUCUUAUGACUUUUGCAAUUCUUGCAUCUGAACGAAAAGAUGAUGAAUUACAAACUCUGUUCUACAAAGAUCUUAACGAUUUGAGCACAGAUUUUCCUUCUGAAUAUAUUGAAUGUUUUUUACAAAAGCAAUAUAAUUCUAAAUUAUAUCCUGAAUUACUUAAGAUUGUUUUACCAGAAUUUUAUCUAACAGACUAUUAUGGUAUGUUUCUUGUUGCAAUUAUUGAUGUUGGUUGUUCAUCAGUAGCAUUGAAUCUUUUACCUAAUUAUAAAUCAAAUAUACGUUCAACAGAUCAAUUAUUAUGUCUUGAUGCAAUGUCUGCGUUUGCAUCAAAUGAUCAUCUUAUUGAAGCAUGUUAA
Messenger RNA from Rotaria sp. Silwood2, 591 nucleotides. NCBI's taxonomy places the organism in Eukaryota, Metazoa, Rotifera, Eurotatoria, Philodinida, Philodinidae. The record is from the annotation of a GenBank genome assembly.